This is a messenger RNA of Alligator sinensis (Chinese alligator), 3144 nucleotides long. RefSeq names its product probable palmitoyltransferase ZDHHC1. NCBI's taxonomy places the organism in Eukaryota, Metazoa, Chordata, Crocodylia, Alligatoridae. Gene Ontology annotation, biological process: protein targeting to membrane; peptidyl-L-cysteine S-palmitoylation. Gene Ontology annotation, molecular function: protein-cysteine S-palmitoyltransferase activity. The record is from RefSeq and is a predicted model, not a curated record. Gene Ontology annotation, cellular component: Golgi apparatus; endoplasmic reticulum.
GAUGACUGGACGUUCUUUUUUUUUUUUCCUCCUGAAAAAUAGUGCUAACCUUUAUUUAAACUGUGUGAGCAGCUGGUAAGAAUGAGGAAGUCACCAGUUGUGGUUUCCUCCUUCGUUAGCUCCAAAAUUUAGCACAUCUAUUUGUUUCAAGACUGAUAGAAAGCUGGGAGUUACUGCAUUGCUCAUACAUGAAUGCGCUGCAGCUUGCAGCCUAAAAUCUGGCAGCAUCAAUGGCUGAAGGCGUGUGUUAAUCUAGAAGAUUGUCAUGGAGACUUCGUAAAAGCAGAGGAGUUGUGGGAGAUUUUUCUUCCUGCUUUUUUUUCCCCCCCACUACCAAAGAGCAAGAUGUGUGGGAUGAAUUCACCUACGUGCUGCAUUUAUAAUGUUUGUAGUCCACAAAGGUCUAGGUUCUCCAGAGGAUAUCGAAGCAUCCCAUUAUACUAUUAUAAACCUGUGGGAGUUUUUGAUCACUAUUUUCAGUGCUGCUGUAUAUUGUGGUAUUGGAUAAACUGCUAUGACAGGAGGUUAAGGAGGACAGGACCCGAACAGCUGAACAGUGGAAACGACCUGGUUUCUCCACCCCUGCAUUCUAGAGUGAAUGGCUGGUCUUUACCACUCCACUGCUUCCAGAUUGUUGCUUUGCUGCUAUACACAUACCUGGCUAUUGUGGGAUUUGGGAUCUACAUACCUUUGCUUCCACAUGGGUGGAAACAUACUGCCUAUGCUGUGAUUGGUAUACUUUUUGUGCAUCAUUUAAUUGCUCACUUGAUUGCCAUCACUAUUGACCCAGCAGACCAAAAUGUGCUGGCCAAGAAGAACUACAACAACCCCAUGCCAGUCUUUGAUAGAAGCAAACACAGACAUGUCAUCCAGAACCAGCACUGCUAUCUCUGUGAAGUAGAUGUAGGGCCCAAAGCCAAACACUGUAGUGCCUGUAAUAAGUGCAUUGCAGACUUCGAUCACCACUGUAAGUGGCUCAAUAACUGCGUGGGAGGCAAAAAUUACUGGUUUUUCUUCAAUGCUGUUGUUUCUGCCGUUCUUGGUGUCUUCUUCCUGGUAGUGGUGAUCCUGUAUGUCUUCAUCCAGUACUUUGUGAAUCCAGAAGAACUCCGCACAGCUUCUCAGCUUGAAGGAGCCAGUGGAAACACAACAUGGCUGGCCUUUCUUCCUGCUGCUCCAGUGGAGACCACAGCAGCUGGAAUCCUGGUAAUCGCGGUGAUCACUGUACUCUUGGGAAUUGCAUCACUCCUGCUGCUGGGACACUUGUUGGGAUUUCAUCUGUACCUUUUGGGUAAGAAGCUGAGUACUUUUGAUUAUAUGGCACGGUACCGGCGCACAUCGAGUACGAGGGACCAGAGAGUUGAUUUGGAGGCUACAAAAAAUCCAUCUGACAGAAUGGACCCCCUGCAGGAUAUGUAUUUAGCAAGGCAAAAAAAGGAGUGUGAAGUUCCAGUUACAUCUAGGACCAGGCAUCAGGAAGCUGGACAACUCUCUAUUAAACCCCCAAGUGUCAUAUGCACUGAAACUUCAGAUGUUGCUUCCUUUACCAGUUUGUCUCUGAGUCCACAGACUGUGCCAAAAAGACCCAAAGAAACUACCUGUCACAAUAGUAAUCAGAACGUAGAAGUAAAUGCAGCUGAAACGAUAAACUUGAGAGCAGACUUGCAGCCUAACUGUGACCAAUGGCUAAAUAGGUCUCAUCAGGAAAAUCUCCAUGAGAAUCCCAUGAUGAAUAGCACUGCUCCAAAGCAAUCUACAGACAAAGACAGACUGGCCAUCUCUGAUGAGGUCCUAAGCCCUGCUGAAAAUGGAAGGUCUGAUGCUCUUCUUGAGGCACAGGCUCAGGCAGAAGAAGACACUGAAAUGUCACAGAGUGGAGGUUUUGCUUUUCCGUCAGCAAACAGAAAUGUCUCCCCUGAAACAUUUUUUUCAGACUUGAAAAGUAAUCAAAAGUAAUACUGACUAGAGAAUGGGAGCCCUGGUUAUGAUUGGCUUGUGAGGGAUGAACAGCUUUGACAUAUGUUAUGUCUACUAGAGAUAUCUAUAACACUGCUGAGAGCUGUCUGGAUUCAUCAUUUUUGAGGGCUACAGUGUAGUGGAGGUUAAAAAAAAAAAAAAAAAGUGUGCGGUCAUUUUAAGAGUAGGUUGGCAUAAUGUCUCAGGUAUGCUGUAGGCAUUGCUGUCUACCACUGUCUUCCCCCUGCUUUCUGUUUGUGCUUAUACAAGUUAUCUCCCUCUGGCCCUACCCCCUUUGCUCACUUCAUUACAAGAUGUGAUCGGUGUUGGAGCUGAGAGAGGACUUGCUGUGUCUGAGCUUGUAGCACCUGCUGCUGAAGUGGCCAGUGGGGAGGGGUAACUGGCAGGGAGAACAACGCUGUUCACCUGUUCAGGGAGAGAGAAAAGUGAAGAGGCAAGUAUCAUUUUGAAUGGUAGCAACAAAGGGUACUAGUCCCAAAAGGUGAAGGGAUGGGAUUAGUUUUAUGGAGACUGGAUGAAUGUUCACCAGGAAGAACAUUUCACCUUCAAGAACAUGUUGUGUCACCUUGUCUGUUUUUCAUUACUUGUGUGUCAAACCAUUUUAAACAAAAGAACUAGUUCUUCAUAAUUACAGCUAACAUUGAAAAAAAGCGCAGUUUGAGAAAAGCCUUGUGUUAACAUCUCUUUCUCAAAGCCACUUUUGCAAGAAAGUGGAUGAUCCUUUGAGUUGUGCCUUGAAAAUGAUUCCCCAUUUUCUCAAAUAGUUCCAGGUUUAAUUAUUGAAAAAACAAAAGAACAAAACUUUCUGAUGAGCUUUGGUUAUUGACGCAUUUUAAUGGAUUCUGAAUUUGGUGUUCCAGUUAACUUUUAAGAUAAAUCUUCUUUUAUUUUGAAAAUGUAUAGUUAAGUAUAUUUUGCACAAAGGGAAAAGGAUACAUGUGCAAUGUGCUAGAUGUGGAAAUAUGUAUUUAAUUUAUACAGAGGCGUUUAGCUAACUGACUUAAUUUUUAUUCCUUGCAUGAACUGAAGUGAAGUGGUCUGAAGGGGAAGGCAGUUAUUUAAUGAUUCAGUUCUUUUUAUGUGAAUUGUAAGAAAGUAAGUUAAUGAUGAAACCUAUAAAUAAAGUUCCUAUUUCAUAAAUGAAGAAGAGGGGGAAAUAAACUUGCU